AUGAAAAUGCUGAAUCCGGUAAGUAGAUCAUUUCACAAGAGGGCAGGCAAUGGUGAGGAACAGAAGCACCUGGUGACACUGGAACGCCAGAUCGUUGGCUCAACCAGCCGGUGGCGUUUCCUCAGAGAGCCUUUUUUGGGGGACCUGCUGGCGCUUUCCCAGAUGUGCAAGGCUGUCAACGUAGACUUUGAUGAAGUUCUGAAGAACCCAGACAGGUUAUGCAUUUCACAAAUUCAGGAAAACAUCCCUGAGACUUUGAAGAACAAGGCCAUCCAAAGCGCGGAGGCAGGUGUGAUUCUCGAAUGCCUUGGCUUCAGGUGGGAACUCCAUCAGCCCCAGCUUUUUCAGUCCGAGACCCUGACCAAGCUUUACAUGAUGGCCCUGGCCCGAGGCAACGCAAACCCUGAGAAGGAGCUGGAGAAGCUUCUGCAAGCUCAGCUGCCCGGGAAGAUUAAAGAACAACGCCCUGUAAAGAAGAUGAUCGUUUCCUUGAAGAUCAAUGACCCUCUGGUCACCGAAGCUGCCUUCGCCGUGGCCCUGCAGAAUCUCUACCUGCGCGAGGUAAGGGUGAGCAUGGACGACGUGCUGGGCGUGCUGGCUGCAGCCCACGUUCUUCAGUUCAACAGCCUGUUCCAAAGGUGUGUGACCAUGAUGAUGAACGGACUCACGCCGAGCACCAUCAAGGACUUCUACCUGGCCGGCUGCAAGUACAAGGAAGAGCCGCUCACCACUGCCUGCGAGAAGUGGAUGGAGAUUAACAUGGUCCCUCUGGUGGGGACGCAGAUCCACCUCCGGAAAAUCCCGCAGGAGCUGCUCCACAAAGUGCUGAGGUCCCCCAGGUUGUUUACUUUCAGCGAGUUCCGCCUUCUGAAAACACUUCUUCUGUGGGUCUACUUGCAACUAAACAGCAAAACUCAGACGAUGCCGACGUACGAAACUGUGCUCUCGUUUUUUAGCAGCUUCCCCAAGAAGUGUUGCUUUCUGGACCGGGAUGUGGGACAGAACUGGAUGCCGCUCUUCCUUUGCCUGCGUCUGCACGGCAUCACCAAAGGCAAGGAUCUGGAGGAGCUAAGGCACAUUAACUUCUUCCCUGAAUCCUGGCUCGUCCGGGUUAUAGCCAACCAUUACCUCGCGCUGGAGAAUGGGGGCGACAUGGCCCACGCGAAAGAUCUUACCACCCAGGGGGUGAGAUUCGGGCUGCUCUUUAACCAGGAGUAUACUACACAUUCAAAAGUGAUUGCCAUGUAUGGAUUCUUCUUUGAGAUAAAGGGAAUCAAACAUGAUACUACUUCAUAUAGUUUUCAUAUGCAGAGAAUAAGGCACACCAACUUGGAAUUUGCCUCCUCCGUCUAUGAGCACAGCCCCAUCAGCCUGAGAGCAGAGCGCUUGGUGACGUACGAGAUCAGAGCCCAGACCCUGGUGGACGGCAAGUGGCAAGAGUUCACGACGAACCAGAUCAAGCAAAAGUUUGGGUUGGUCAAGUCGUCCUGCAAAAGCCACGCCUUGAAAAUCCAAACUGUGGGCAUCCCAAUCUAUGCAAGUUUUUCAUUCAUCUUCUCAUUAUCUUAACGGUUUUCAGAAGAAUCUAUGGGAUUUUUUUUUCUUCCACUGGUCCAUGUAAAAGGAAAUAAAACGACAUGAAAGGGACUGCUCAAGUAUUCAGCUGACUGUCCGAGUUAGUAAUGGUCUCAGAACUUUGGCCCACUGUCUUGGUCUGUUGGGCUGCUAUAACAAAACACCACAGACUGGGCGCUUAUAAACAACAGAAAUUUGUUACUCACAGUUCUGGAGGCUGGAAGUCCAAGAUCAAGGUGCCAGCAGAUUCCACGUGGUGUCUGAUGAGAACCUGCUUUCUGGUUCAUAGACGGCUUCUUCUCGCUGUGUCCUCACAUGGUGGAGGGGGCAGGGAGCUCCCUGGGGCCUCUUUUAAUAAGGGCACUAAUCCAUUUUACGAAGGCCCUGCCUUUCCCUCAUGACCUAAUCACCUCCCAAAGGCCCCACCUCCUAAUGACAUUACCUUUGGGGGUUAGAAUUCAACAUAUGAAGUCUGGGGAGACACAUUCAGACCAUAGCACUCCCAUUUGUAUCGUUGGAGGAUGGAAAGUAUCAGAGCCAUGAGUCCAUUGCCAUCAUCGACCCCGAAGCUCCCUGAGUCCAGCCCUAACUUGAUGCAUUCUCGGAAGCACUCCUAUGGGGGUAUCAACAGUAACAACAUACUCCAACUGGCAGCGCCAAGGUUCCCCUUUUUGUGAUACAUCUCUGCUUGCCACACAGAACAACACACCUUGCCAUUGUCGCUGGCAGUUUUGGCUCAGCCAGAACAAGAGGUAGGAAGGGAAGUAAACAGUUAUAAGGUAUGGCAUGACUUAGUUACUGUCCCACCUUUUUAAAUGGAACUUUAGGUUUUGGAAAAAGCAAGGCAAGAGAGGCUUUUUUCGCACCGUGUGGAUUAGUUUUCUGUUGCAGUGUAGCAGAGUACCAAAAGUGUAGCGGCUUAAACAACACAUACUUAUUAUUUCACAGUUGUUGUGGGUCAGGAGUCCAAGCAGCCUUGCUGGGUCCCCUGCCCAGGGUCAAGUCUACAAUCCAGUGGCAGCUGGCUGUGUUCUCAUCUGAAGACACAAGUGGGGAGAACCCACGUCCAAGCUCAUGAGGUUGCUGGCAGAUUCAUUUCCUUGCAGCUGUAUGACUGAGGGCCUGACUGCUUACCGGCUGUCGAGAGAAGACCACCCAGGUUCUACAGGCCCCUGUACUUCCCUGCCACAUGGUGCUCUCUACAGACAUUUCAGAGCAUGGCUCUUUGUCCUUCAAGGCCAGCAGGAGAGUCUCUCUCACUGUCGACUGCUAAGACAGAGCCGUGCGUACCGCAAGGUAAUCUUGGGAGUGACAUAGCAUCACCUUGGCCAUGUUCUCGGGGCUAGAAGUAAGUCAUAUGUUCUACCCACACUCAAGGGGAGAGGAUUAUACAAGGUGUGUGAUGAUUUAGGGUGUGUCCACCACAGCCUGUUAACCGGUGUCUUUGGGAAAGUGAUGGAGCAUCAGCUGAUGCCGUAUAGACAACAAGGUGGGUAAAUUUAGUCUAAUGAUCACCGUAGAAUCAGACAUGGGCUAAGGGAGCCGCCUUCCCAGCAGAGGACUGAUGCCCUGGGCAGAGUGAGCUGGCAGAGAGGAGGGCUGGUGGGAAGGUGAGAAGGGGAACCAGUGGAAGAAUUGGACAAACGAACUGGGAGUUGGGCCUGUCCUAGGCCCCAUCCUGCAAGUUCUGUUCCCUAGCUUGCAUCUGGCCAGGCCCAGCCAAUAGGAAAUGGUGAUGGGAGCUUGAAGAAUAAGAGACUGAGGGAAGCCAGGGGACUUCUCACCCUCUCGGCUGCAGAGGGCAUUUUCCAGCAGUGGCUGUGUCUCCCCUAUGGCUCCAGCUCUGCUCUGCUGUCCCAGCUCCUACCUGGCAGCCUCCUGUCGUGGUUCCAGAUCCAUCAGAUGGCCCUGCUUCUGCUUCUGUUCUGGUGACGCCUCCUCAUCUGUGUACCCCUGCAGCUCCAGGCCGGUGAAGACUUCCUGCCGGUCUCUGGGUGCCUCAUUCUCCUGUUUGCCUUCUCAGGUCUUCCUUCAUCUGUGUGAUCUGUUCUCUAUUAUAUUUAUUCUGUUUGAAAUCCCUGGGGUAUUUUAGGCUUUCCAGACAAGUCCCUGAUAUAAAGGGUUCUGAGGGGUUGGCAGGUGUGACCCAGUGCAUAGGCUGUUGGAAAACACAGCCUCGAUUAUUCCUCCCACCCCUGCAGGGCCGGGACAGGGCAAGGCAAGUGAGACGCUCUCCUUGUGUCAAAAUACACCGUCAUUCAGAUUAAUGGUAUUUUAGUGGACUAUCUUAAAAAAAUCAAAAUCAAUGCCAAAAAUCUAUGACGUAGGUUGAUGAAUUACCACAGAUGAACACCCCCAUAUUCCAGCACCCAGAUCAAAGCCAGAAAGUGCAUGGUCACCACCCCAGAUGCCCCCCUCCCUCCUUGUACUUCCUCCCAGUCACUGUUCCUCGAAGGUAAACGCUAUCUGACUAUCACAUUCGUUACAACGGCCAUUUAGUUUGAAUAUUGAAUGAAGAGAGUCGUGCAGCCUGUUCUCUUCCAUGCUUGCAUCCUUUGGUUCAACAUCACGUUUAAGAGAUUCAUCCACGUCUUCGUAGGGAGCAGUAGUUUGUUUUCAAAUAAGGAUCGUUUCCCCUUUUAUAACACGAAAUGUUACUUCUAUAUAAUAACAAGCUUGUUGAAGAAAAAUGAGAAAAUUCAAAGAAGACAAUAAAAUCCAGUGGGACUCCCAUCAUUCAGAAGUUUGGCAGGUGACCUUCCCGAAUUACCUUUAGAUGCACUUGGAGUUUUCUUCCCAUUCAAAAUGGGAUUAUGCAAUGUGUUUUUCCUUAGAAGCUGAUUUUUUUUCUCUCUCCAGAUAGAUGAUUUCUUUAACAGAGAAGCACAGCCUUAGGAGAAGAAGGCGGGGAUGAAUUUGCCUUGCCUCCAAACUAAUGGUGCUAAGUCGGAAAAGUCACUUGUCAUUUCCCCUCUGUGAACUGUGCUUCCUUGUCUAUAAAAAGGGGAUAAGGCAGCCCCUCGGCCUCCCUCGGGGCUAUGAUCCCUGCGGCCACGACUUGUGUAACAGCCCCUCGGUAAGCAGCCCCUGGGCAGAUGUCGGGGUGCGGCUCGACUCACUGGCUCUGGAGAAAGAGCAGCCUCGUGGCAUUUCACCAGGGUCCUGGGGGAUAAUGGGGAGGAUAAGAAUGGAAAACUUCUGAAAGCAAGUCUGUAGAUGUCCAAGAGAGAAGAGGCUGUUUGGAAGCACUGCUGAAACAUGAAUGACUGUCCACUUUCUAUGGGAAACCACUGUCCUGGCUCAGCUAUUUGGAAUAUGCAAUGUCAAGCUCCCGGAGUCUGCAGGAUUGGGACAACCUCGCGGAACAGCAAUUCCAAAAAGGCCUCCCUAAGGUGACCAGUCACACUGUGAGGGUCCAAAAGGCAGGGAUGUAGGAGAAAGGCAACCCCAGAAAGGAUGGAGUAAGGGCCUGACGGGCCGGGCUGCGUCCCCUGCCUCAAGGGCCAGAGAAUGGAGGCACCUGAGGCAGAAGGACUCGGGGCGUCAGGGACAGGAGAUGAUGUCAUUUCUACCUCCUCACUGUAAGAGCGGGGAAUCAGGCCCAGGGAGCUGGAGUGACAGUUCUGGUUUAAAGAUGUUACACUUGACGCCCACCCUCUCACUGAAUCCUCCCAACUGCCCCCCCUCCCCGUGAUGUAGGUGUAUUUUCCACGUCAGUAAGAGUGGCAGCUGAGGGCUUCCCUGCUGGUGCAGUGGUUAAGAAUCCGCCUGCCAAUGCAGAGGACAUGGGUUCAAGCCCUGGUCCAGGAAGAUCCCACAUGCCGCGGAGCAACUAAGCCUGUGAGCCACAACUACUGAGCCCAUGUGCCACAACGAAUGAAGCCCACGCGCCUGGAGCCCGUGCUCCACAACAAGAGAAGCCACUGCAAUGAGAAGCCCGAGCACCACAACGAAGAGUAGCCCCCGCUCGCCACAACUAGAGAAAGCCUGCGCACAGCAACAAAGACCCAAUGCAGCCAAAAAUAAUUAAUUAAUUAAUUAAAUUUUUAAAAAGAGUGGCAGCUGAGCUUCAGAGAAUAAGGAAGUUGUACAUCCAGGUUCCUCAGAGUGGCAGAGCCGGGGCCACCACGGGCCUGGCCACACGGCUCACCUGUUUCCAUUUCCCUCCACAGGCCACUGAGAAGAGGGGAAAAGUUUACUUAUUUAUUUAUUUAUUUGGCUGCAUUGGAUUUUUGUUGCUGUGCGCGAGCUUUCUCUAGUUGUGGCGAGCAGGGGCUACUCUUCAUUGCGGUGCGCAGGCUUCUCAUUGCGGUGGCUUCUCUCUUUGCGGAGCACGGGCUCUAGGCACGUGGGCUCAGUAGUUGCGGCUCACGGGCUCUAGGCGCGCGGGCUCAGUAGUUGUGGUGCACGGGCUUUGUUGCUCCGCGGCAUGUGGGAUCUUCCCAGACCAGGGCUCGAACCCGUGUCCCCGGCAUUGGCAGGCGGAUUCUUAACCGCUGCGCCACCAGGGAAGUCCCGAGGGGAAAAGUUUUAAGGUGCUUAAUUCAAGUAUUUAUUGAACACCUACUACAUGCCCGACAGAACUGUGCGCGGAGCAUCUGGGCAUGCUGGGCCGUGCUGGGCAGGGUGCCGUCACAUGGGAAAUCACAUUUGAUUCCGCUGGGGGCGUUGGGACAGGGCAAGGGUGGUCUCACUGAGGAGGUGGCAGGUAAAUGGGCCAUGGAGGAUGAGCAGUGUCCUUGCAGGUGGAGGGUUGCUGGGAAAUGGUACAGGUGAAGCUGAAACAGCUGAGAACAGGCUCAUGUCCAGGUCCAGGACUCUUGGACUGAAUCUUCACCAGAAUCUCCUGGUUGCUGGUGCAAAUGGACCCCUGGCCCCCCAGCUGUGAAGGCUGACUUUGCAGCCUAGGAGACACCCAGGAACCUGCACUUUAACUCCCAGGCUUUGGGGAAGUCGUGAUGCGGGAGGUCUGGGAUCACUCCCAGAAACAACUCAGAUCGAUCUGAAAAUGUUGAUUCCAUAGCAGGGGUCCCCACCGUACCCCACAUACCCGACUGUCUUUCUUCUCCAGUGAAAAAAAAAUCCAAUAACAACAACAAAGCUGUGAAUCUAUUUCACCACACUGGAUGAUUUUAUUUUUAAAACCAAAUUUCCUGUAUUAUGAAAUAUAGAACUUCAAGGAGGCACCCUCCUGUGGGUGGACCAUUUACUAUAAUGCAGAGUCCACCCCUUUCCACUAGGGGGCGAGGUCUGCCUCAAAACUGGGAACCAGAAUUUCAGUGGCAGAAAUUUGCAACUUAAAAGCUCAUCUUGCAGGGUCUUCCUUGCUUAGUGGUUCAAAGUGAACUUUUUUUUUUACAUCCCAGAUGAGACUGUGGUCAUUCAAACAUCUACAGUGUUCACAUCACAAAAUCUCUGAACCUGGGAAGUAGAAGUCUUGAGACAAAAAUUCUUAAGAUGAUCUUACAAGCCCUCCUUACAAGUGAGAACUUCUUAGACUAGAAUUUAAAAAGUCCACAGUCACCAGGCCAAAAGCAGUGACCAUGAGUGUUGGUCAGCCUAACGUAUUAUGUGCCAUGUCCAUGACCUUCUCUGUGUUUGCUUCUCCUAUCACCCACCAUCUGGCUCACCUCCCCAGACCCUCCCCUCCAACAAAGAUGGCCCAGCAACUCUUUUAAGUCAUGAAGUAGCAAGACAAGGGUUUGAGUCCUAGCUCUGUCCCUUACUAGCUGUGUUGCUUUAGGCAAGUCACCUAACCUCUCUGAACCUCAGAGUCUAAUCUGAAGUGGGCCAUCAGACCUGUGGUGUUAAAUAAGUUGAUGUGUGAUUGGUAAAGCACCCAACACAUAGUAGGAGGUUGAUACAAUUUAUCUCUGUUCCUCCUCAUUAUUUGGAGUCAUUCAGUAUUUAUUAGGUCAAGAUGGAUGCUCUGUGAUCUUGGGCAAGUCCUUUUUCUCUUCUGGGCCUUCUUCCCCUUAUGCAAAAUGAAAGGUCGAGCUAGGCACUCUUGGUAGACCUUCCCAGCUGCAAUCAUUCAUUGAGUCCUCUGAUUCCAGGAGAGCAGAAGAACAGAAGUGAAUGGCUGUGCCUAUGACCAGGAAAAGUAGGACCUGGGGAAGAAAUGAACUGUCUUAUUUUCCUAUGAGCUCAUCGGGAAGAGCAAGAAGGGCUUUUAUCCUCACUCUUCUUUAGGGGGUUUGGUAUCCUGGAGGCUAGAGUACCAGAUGAGAGAGGACAUUUUUGCUCUUGUAAGCCUAAGAUGAGAAGGGGAUGUGCUGGGGCCUGCCAAGCUGCUGGGGAGAAAGACGGGCUCCCCAGGAACUGGGUGGGGGAAGUCCCAGCCCCAUGUGCACACAGGAGGAUGGCAUAGGAUGUGUUGGAGGCUGGCCCACAGGAUCUGAGGCCUUGAGAGCUGAGAAGCAGUGAGGACAGAGUAUCCUGUGGGAGACAGAGAGGAGAGAACCCUCUGUAGGGAAACCUCUAGGGCAGUGCUAUCCAGUAGAACUUUCGGCAGUGAUGGAAAUGUCCUAUAUCCACCCUGUCCAAUAUGGUGGCCACUAGCCCCAUGUAACCACAGAGCACUGAAAUGUGGCUAGUGUGACUAGGAAAUUGAGUUUUUAAGUUUAUUUCAUCUUAAUGUAUUUACAUUUAAAUCACCAUAAAUGCAAGUAGAAGGAACAGGGUAGCAAAGGUACCAACCACGGAACAGGACUGGGACCUUCCAAUUUCUAGAGACCCUCCAGAGUACUGAGUCUUUUAGUCUCUCCCCAAGGCCCGGAGAAGGAAGCAUCAGUGGCCAUGCCUGAGGCUCAGCCUGCAGUCACCACAAACAUUUGCCUGGACUGCUGGGCGAAGGCUACCUCCUCAGGGGCAGGGAGAAGCAUGUUGGGGGAAAGGAAGGUUCUAAUGCCAGGGAAGCAGAACUCAGCUCUCUAUCAGGAGUCCCAGUGUUACCCCACUCCUACCUGCACUGACAGUUAUUUAAAUUUCAAUUUAUUAAAGUGAAAUAAAAUCAACAACUUAAUUUCUCAGUGGCAUUGGCCACAUUUCAAGUGUUCGGUGGCCACAUUUGGCUGGUGGCUACCGCAUUGGACAGGGUGGAAUAGGACGCAAGGCUCCCAUGGCUCCAUUUGGUGACUCUGAGUGAGUUAUGUGCCCUUUGCGCUUUCAGCCCCUGACGUUCAUUCUACAGAUUUCUCAUGGGCGGCUGGCUGCUGUGGGCCAGGCGUGGGUUAGGGCUUCAAAGGUGAACAACACAGACAGCCUCUGCCCUCAUGGAGCCCACAGUGUGGAGAGAGACAGGUGUUGAUGGAAUCAUUGCACUAAGCAAUGCUUCAGCGCCCUGAAGCGAGGAAGCCCAGUUACUUGAAAGCUUAAAGCAAAGAAGCUGACCUAGAGCCCAGGAGGGCAUGCGAGGCCCAGGGAGGGGUCUUUGCACGGAAGUAGCCCUUAAGCUGAGACAUGAAGUAUGAGUGAGAUUUUUUUUUUUUUUCCUGCUGUGCCACGUGGCUUGUGGAAUCUUAGUUCCUCAACCAGGGAUUGUACCUGUGCCCCCUGCGAUGGAAGUGCAGAGUCCUAACCACUGGACCACCAGGGAAUUCUCAUGAGUGGAAUUAAAAUGGGUUUGGAUGGAGAAAUCGGAACCCUCAUAUGCUGUGAAAUGGUACAGCCACUUUGGAAAACAAUCUGGCAGUUCCUCAAAUGAUUAAACAUAGAGUUGCCGUAUGAUCCAGCAAUUCCACCAAGUAUAUACCCAAGACGCACAAAGACAUAUGUCUCUACAGAAACUUGGGCACAAAUGUUCACUAUUCAUAGUAGCCAAAAGGUGAAAAGAACCCAAAUGUCUAUCAGCUGACAAAUGGUUAAAAAAAUGUGGUAGAUCCAUACGAUGGAAUAUUAUUCAGCUGUAAAAGGGAAUGAAGUACAGUACAUGCCAUAAGGUGGAUGAACCUCGAAAACAUGAUGUUAAGUGAAAGAAACCAGUCACAAAAAAGCCACAUAUUAUAUGAUCCCUUUCAUGUGAAAUGUCCAGAACAGGAAAAUAUGCAGAGACAGAAAGUAGAUAAGUGGUUGCUUAGGGCUGGAGGGAGGAAGAGGCUGGGGAGAGAGGGAGGGUGACAGCUAAAGGGUACAGGGUUCCCGUCUGAGACGAUGAAAAUGUUCUAAAUUGACUGAUGGUGAUGGUUGCAAAACUGUAAAUAUACUAAAAAACUAUUGAACUGGACAUUUAAAUGGGUGAGUUGUAUGAUACAUGAAUUAUAUCUCAGCAAAGCUGUUUUUUUUUUCAUUUAUUUACUUUAUUUAUUUACUUUUGCCUGUGUUGGGUCUUCGUUGCUGCACAUGGGCUUUCUCUAGUUGCGGCGAGCAGGGGCUACUCUUCGUUGCGGUACGUGGGCUUCUCAUCGCGGUGGCUUCUCUUGUUGCGGAGCACGGGCUCCAGGCAUGCGGGCUUCAGUAGUUGCAGCACUCGGGCUCAAUAGUUGUGGAUCACGAGCUCUAGAGCGCAGUCUCAGUAGUUGUGGCGCACAGGCUUAGUUGCUCCAUGGCAUGUGGGAUCUUCCCGGACCAGGGCUCGAACCCGUGUCCUCUGCGUUGGCAGGUAGAUUCUUAACCACUGUGCCACCAUGAAAGUCCCAAAGCUGUUUUUUAAAAAAGGAAAAGUUGGGGGUCAGGAGAAGAUUCGGUCCAGACUAGAACGUGAGCUGGGGAGCCGACUCCUUUAGAAGACGAGGAAGAAGGCCAAGUGGCCAGAGGCAGGGGAGCAGGCAGAAACAGCUGGAGUCGUGGUGGAUUGGACAUCGGGGGGACUUGCGAACCAAAUCUGUGUUUUGAAAAAGUCAUUCUGAACGAUGCAUGGCAAAGGAGUGGGGGGCUGGCAGAGUGGGAAUGAGGCUUAACGUUUAAGAGGCUUUUGUGGUGAUCUGGGAGAGGUGAGGGGGCUUGGGCAGGAGUGACAGCCGUGGAGAUGGUGGCCAAACAGACAGACGGGGAGAGACGGAGCUCAGCUCCUGCUCUGCCCAAAGGGAAUGACCAUCCCUCAACUGCCCUGCGGGAAUGUUGGCUAUGCUGCCAGGUCCCCAGGUGACCACCCAGGGGUAUGACUGUGACCACUCAGGAGACAGAAACCUCCUCUUCUAUCACAGAUUGUGUGCAUUCUUCCAGAAGUGGUUGCCCCAGUUUUUUAAAAAAUAAAUAUUCCCAAAGGACGCUGGCUGGUGGCAGUAUAGAUUGGUACUGUCUUUCUGAGGACAAUUUGGAACACUUUAGAAAAGGGCUUAGGAUGUAAGUGACUGUGGUAUAUCAUUAUAAUAACGGCCCCAGUGAAUCCCACCUCCCUGUGUCUGUGCCCCUUGGCCUCGCUGCUCCACUCAUCAAGAGAUGGAGACCAUUUCUCCACCCUCUUGAAUCUGGGCUGGCCCUGGGCCUUGCUUUGGCCAAUAGAAUGUGGCAGAAGUAACAUCAUGAACCCCUUAUGGUUCAGGAGUCUGGACCAUAAUGGGCUUGCACCACCACCCUUGUCCUCUGGGAGCCCCGGGACCACACCACGUUGCAGCCCGGGCUAGCUUGCUGGAGGCUGAGAGGCCACGUGGAGAAUUGAGGUUUCAGCCAACUACCAGCACCAACAGCCAGACCUGUGACUGAGGCCGCCUGAAACCUUCCAGCCUAGUGCCCCCUCCAGAGGAGCACAGCCACGUGAGUGACCCCAGAAGGAACCUAGUACCCCCUCCAGAGGAACACAGCCACGUGAGUGACCCCAGAAGGAAAUUCCACCGAAAAGGACUUCUCCAGCCAACCCUCAGAAUCAUGAGAAAUAAUUAAUUUUUUAAUCAAUUUUAAGAAAUUGAAGUAUAGUUGAUUUACAAUGUUGUGUUAAUUUCUGCUAUACAGCAAAGUG
Messenger RNA from Orcinus orca (killer whale), 11470 nucleotides. It is a transcript of the gene BTBD16, whose product is annotated as BTB domain containing 16. Lineage: Eukaryota; Metazoa; Chordata; Mammalia; Artiodactyla; Delphinidae. The record is from RefSeq and is a predicted model, not a curated record.